GUUUCUUAAACGAGGGACAUAUUCAUAGGGCACAGAAUGUUUUCACCUCAAUAGACGUCAUUGAUUGGUUGACAACAGAAGCUGGUUUUAAGAAAGGAAAUAAACAAACUGCCAUCAUGUCUUUGAAUGAUGUCGAUGUUGAUGAGAUGUUUUUGCAAAUGAGUGAAAAGUUGGGUUGGCUGCAAUUAGGUGAUGUAGACUCUGCUAUUAGUUCUUUGACAAAGAAACAAAAGCACAAGAAGAGUGCAAAGAAAGGGUCCACGACGAAAAACAUCGGCGCCUCUUCUAAGAACAGUAUCGCCGCCAACACUGCCGCCACCUCUUUGUCCACGUCGUCAAAGGUGAAGAAGUCUAAGCCUACUACGAAGAAGCAGGGUGGUUCUGGGAAGUCUGAUGUUAGAUCCAGUGGAGAUUGCAAUGAUGAUGCCGUUAAAGUUGCAAGUAACCACAAGAAAAAUACGAAAACAGAUUUGCUGGAUGAAACUGGUGGAAAAACUCUUGGGAAAAUCCAUGUUGGUUCAGAAUCACAGGAAGAAAAGAACCUGUUCUUAGCAAUGUCAACACUGGAGUGCCUUGAUAGCCAAGACUUGACUAGGAGUAAUAAUGGUUAUAAUGAUAAUGAUGAUGAGGAUGAUAAUAAGAAUGAUGAUUAUGAUGACAAAAUAGGAGAGGACAAGACAAGUUUGGUCACUUCUGUAUUUUCCCAGCCACCUAAACCACAUUCGCCAUCCUGUCAGCACAGUGAUGACUCAAAUAGCAACAGCCUAAAAAGCCCAUCAGAUUUGUCUGUUUCCGAUGACUUGGCCUCGAUGACUAGUAUUUGCAAGAAGAUCUCGUUUGCAUCUGAUGACUCGACAACCGAAAGAUCUUUGAACAGUAGCGAUUCAGCUUCCAAUACCUCAAACACUAGCAACACCUUUGAAAAAAGUCCUUUGACAACAACAGCAACAACAAUUCAAACACCUCCUGCGAUUGCUGAAACUGUGAAGAUGCCGGAUAUUCCUAGCAAGGCUGUUUUGGCCACUAAACCUUCACUUGGCACAUCUGCGACUCCAAGAAAGAUUCAGAGCCCAUGUUCAACUGGCAGUUCAAUACAAAGAUCUGGCACUAAUAAAUAUUUUGGUAAAGAAGAUGGAAGCAGUAAAGACACUGAUGGGUUUUGCAACAACAAGGAAACUCAACCGAUGCCAUCGUCAACCAACAAGACUCCUUUUUCUGUUGAAGAAUUCUUCAUUUCUGAUGACGAUGACAACGAAAAUGAUGAUUAUAUCAUCGAUUGUGAUGAUGGUGAUUUUCAUGAUUAUACUCCAUCUCGUCCUGGCCAUCAGCUUCUUUCGGAUAUUAAAAGUGGGAAGAAACCAUUGAACAAUUCUGGCGGAUUUCCUGCAACACCUUUAGCAGCUCUCAAAGAGAGACGUUGCCAGUCGGAGUUGCGUCCUCAAAAAUACUUCAGCAGCAACAAUAACAACAACAAUGCGGACGAUAAACAAGGGAAACAAAGGAACCUCCCGAAUCUGUUAAUGUCAUCGGACAGCAGCAGUGAUGACGACAAUACAUUUGAGGCAUUUCUGACCAAAAUGAAGACGCCGGCUCGCAAAAAGCCAACCACAUCACCUGUGUCUAUGGAUGUUUUCAUUGUCUCCGAUUCAGAAUCGUCAAGUGAAAACAGCGAUUCUGAUGACAAAUACUCUGUAUCACUCUAUCACCGCAUCCGACCAAUCAGCCCAGGCAUCUCACCUUUCAAGGGAUCCUUUGACAAUAAUCCCCCGUCAUCGGUCUGUAAGGAAAACCCACGCCAGUCCAAUACCUGUGAAAAACGAUCAACUGGAAGUAUGAAACCAAUCAAAGAUGCCAAACCAAAACCGGAAACCAAAACUGGCAAGCAUGGCGUUAGCGGUGGUGAUGACGGUGUGUUUAGAAAACCAUCUGUAUUUCCCAGCACCAGCACUAAUUCUUCAACUGGAUCUAAAUCUAAAUCAACUGUGACAGGAUUGAAAACUCCAGUCUGGGAUAAAAGGUCCACACCUGUGAACAAUGUGUUACCGAAUGUUCCACGUGGCGGCAAAGUUCCUCAAACCUGUCCGACGCUGAAGUACUUACACCAGGCACCGCCUCCACUUUCGCACAAGACAAACAAACAGUGUCAGGGUGACGGCUACACUGUCUUCUUGGAAUCUUUGUCAGAAAGUACCGAAAACUUACGAUACGUUAAUGAAGAAGCGAGGAAAUUUGUGAAAUACUUUAAGCAAUUUCGAUUGCAACUCGUUAAAAAGCUGUUUGCAAUUUACAACGAAACCAUCUUUGAUAACAGGUUCCCAGUAGAUUUCCCAAUUGUCUGGAACAAACGUUUACUGACCACAGCUGGUCACUGCAAGCUAACAAAGAAAACUAACACUCUAAGUAAAACCCAGGUGAGGUCAGCUGAAGUCAACCUGGCGACCAAGGUGUGUGACACAGCCGAACGGGUACGUGAUACGCUUAUCCAUGAACUGUGCCAUGCUGCAGUCUGGUUGUUCAACGGCAGUCACGAGGGGCACGGUGCGCUUUGGAAGUCUUGGGCAAGGCGAGCGAACCGGCGCUAUCCUUCUGCACUGCCGAUUAUUGAACGUUGCCACAGCUAUAAAAUCGCCAAGAAGUACACCUACAAGUGCGUCCGAUGUGGUUACAGCUUUGGGCGCCACUCCAAGUCUCUGGACACGACGAAGAAGGUCUGUGGGUACUGCCGCGGCCGUUUUGUGUUGGUGACCACUGUGGAUUCUACCCGUGAUUCCAACAAGGGCGGCUCAGAGGCGACACCAGCACGUACCCCUAACAAGUUUGCCCUGUUUGUCAAAGAACACUAUGGAAACGUGAAGAAAUCAAACUCGUGUUCCCAUAAGGAUGUCAUGAACAUUCUCAGCCAGAAAUUCAAAGAGGCCAAGAUCUGUUGAAGGUUUUAGGAAAUCUUGAUGACGAAGGUAUGACGUGAUAAAAGCAUCAAUACACACACAUACAUAUAUAAAUAUACUAGCAGUAUCGCCCGGCGUUGCUCGGGUUUGUAAGGGAAAUAACUAUAAAGCAUUUUUAGAGAGUUAUA
Octopus sinensis (East Asian common octopus) is the source of this 3076-nucleotide messenger RNA. RefSeq names its product acidic repeat-containing protein-like. Lineage: Eukaryota; Metazoa; Mollusca; Cephalopoda; Octopoda; Octopodidae. The transcript has a single exon. Gene Ontology annotation, cellular component: nucleus. Bases 117 to 2930 code for a protein of 937 amino acids. The record is from RefSeq and is a predicted model, not a curated record.